Lottia gigantea (owl limpet) is the source of this 817-nucleotide messenger RNA. RefSeq lists its product as hypothetical. Lineage: Eukaryota; Metazoa; Mollusca; Gastropoda; Lottiidae. The annotation marks the transcript as partial. The record is from RefSeq and is a predicted model, not a curated record. The transcript is spliced from 4 exons.
AGAAGAUUGUACCAGCAUCUCUCAUUGCAAGAAUUAAAAGAAUCAACAUGUUUAAAUUGGCUUGUGCUGUAUUGGUUUCCCUGUGUAUAAUAGAUGUUGUAACAGGACAUGCUCGAUUUAUUGAGCCACCAUCUAGAGCGUCCAUGUGGAGAUAUGGUUUUAAUACACCACCUGAUUAUAAUGAUAAUGAAGGUUUCUGUGGGGGUAGAGAGCGUCUGAUAAGAAAUGGAGGAAGAUGUGGAAUUUGUGGUGACCCCUAUGAUGCCAAUGUUAAGCCUCAUGAAGUGGGUGGAAAAUAUGCUACAGGACAAAUCGUCAAGAAUUACCGAGCUGGACAGACUUUUACUGCUAAAAUUGAGGUCACGGCCAAUCAUAAGGGUUAUUUUGAAUUUAGACUUUGUGCUAACAAUGACGUAACCAGGGAAGUUACUCAAGAGUGUUUAAACAGAAAUAUUUUAACCUUGGCUAAUGGUUCCGGAACUAAGUAUUUUGUUGAUUCUUCAAAUGGAAUUAAACAAGUCCAAUUAUUUUUACCUGCGACCAUAGUGUGCUCACACUGUGUUUUACAAUGGAGGUACCGCAGUGGAAACAGCUGGGGAACAGAUCCUGACGGCACAUCAUGUAUUGGGUGUGGACCUCAAGAGGAAUAUUAUGCUUGCUCUGAUAUAUCCAUUGAUGGAACGAACCGACCACUCGCACCAACACUACCCAUCAAAACAACACAGAUAAGGCUUAGACCAACAAAUCCACCACAGAGACCCACAAAACCAAUCAAUAGACCUGCAGGAAAACAUGGCAAGUGUUAUGCUAUUGGAAA